UACGGCGCACUGUCUGACUUCAGUCUACGUCCGACUGUCGCGCGCGUUGCGUUGCGAGAUCGGAAUCUUGCCGCGGGAUAUCGAAACGAGAACGUAAGAGACGAUCGGGAACGACGGCGAUAUAUAUGUACGUGACACAACCGGCCGACGCGAAUCGCGGUCUUAUCUUUAUCAAACGGACAUCUUGCAAGAAUGUGAGAAAUUAGAUUAGAUUAAGGCAAGAAUUGGCGUUUCUCCUCGUCGGAUUUAAGAGGGUACGGGAUCGAUGCGAAGGCCGUCUAGCAUGAAAAUCGAAAGCGAACAUAGAGAAUAAUCUCGAGGAGCAGGCGCGAUCGAUGAAAAUUCAUAUCACAAAAAAACAACGCGAAGUGAUCGACGAGAAAGCGAUAUAUCGAAAAUAAAAAUAAUUAAAGAGAGUAUACGAAUAAACGGAUAGCGAAGAAUACACGCGAGGCGCGAAUAUAGGCGCGAGUUGACAACGUCGAGAUAAAAGCUUCGUGUCCCGAUUUGUUCAACAGUCCUGCUAAAGGAGUCCGAUGACAAGCGGCACACAAUUCUGCCCGAGAGGCUAAUAUGCAAUUAAUUAGCCGGCGGAGCACGGGGAUGUUUAUGAAAGAGCGGGAGAAGGAACAUAGAGUGCAAGAAACUAGUAGUAGACUGGCCAACUUGCAGCGGCAACUUCACGCUCUUGCGACAGGUGCGAGUUAUUACGGCGCGGCCGCCUCUUCUACCUCGCGCGGUGAUAAUAACGUGCACGAUUGUCAUUAUCCCGACCAAGUGCGCGCCCGACGUGUCGUCGUCUAACGUAAAAGACAUUUACCUGCGUACUAAUCCAAGUAUACUGUUCGCGAACUCACGAACUCCGAGGCCUGAAAAUAGAAAGAAGAAAGACCGAGGUGAAGUACACGCUUUUCUUUUCUCAAUCGACACCCGAACUGUUAUCUCUCUCGUCGUCGUUUAUUAUUUCGUUUCCUGUGCAUCGAAGACUCACGAAGCAAACGACGAGAGGCAUCUCAAAAGUUAUACGAACAGCGCGACAAGAGAGUCUGCUCUUGUUUCCCCCGACGGGAAAGAUUGUAUCGGAAAAUCGAAUCGGCGCGCGUGCGCGCGCGCGGUGUUUGUGUGUGUGCAUGGGUGGUGCGUGCGCUCGCGUGCGAGAGAGCUUGUGUCGGUGAGAGCGGGUCAGUGAACGAUUGCGCGCCGCCGCCGUCGCGGGAGCAACGAGAGAAGGAAGGGUAUCUCUCUUUCUUUCUCCCUUUUCCUCUCUCGGCUCCGACGCACGUAUAUGCACGUGCGAAAGCGAGGAGAAACGCGCGCGUGCGCCCCGUCCCGUGUGUACUCGGCGCCCUAACGCGCGCGCACAUACACACACACGCACGUGUGUACACACCCAUACGCCGGACGUCGCGUAUGCGCGCUCGCGCGCAAUAUAUAGAACCUUACAGGUGCGCGAGUAUGCGCGGACACGCGCGCGCGCGAUAGAGACGACAGCGCGUAGCCGAAGAGGAGCAGCAGCGGCAUAAGAAGGAGGAGGAGGAGGAGUUGGAGAAAAGGAGGAGUAGGAGGUGAAGGCAGAGGUGGAGGUAGAGGAAAAAGAAGAGAAGAAGCCAGUGACACCGGGAGGGUCGGUUGUUCCUGGUGUGUAAAGCGGCCACACCGGGGGAUACACCUAUAUAUCUGUGUGUACGUGCGCGCGCGAGGAACCGCGUGUGUCGAGGAGAUCCGCGGAUAUAAGCGAAGACGGUGCGCGCGCGAGGUUCUCCCUCCCUCUCGCUCUCUCUCUGUCUCUCUGUCUCUCUUUUGCGAACAGGGGAAAGAAAAAAAAAAAGGGAAAACAAAAGUUCGGGCGAAAAGAAAUGCGGGUUCGUUGACUGCGCGCCGCCGUCGCGCGAUGGCCGCAUGCUCGUGCCCGGUGCUGCUGGUGUAUAGUGUGCGCGUGACAGGAGCGACGACGACGACGACGACGAUAAGGGCGCGACCGGCGGUGUUCGUGACGACGACGACGACGACGACGACGACCUCGACGACAGAGAAGAUGCCGGCUGCUGCGCGCUGGUCGCACGACGAUAGUCAAGUCGAGAAGAAGUGAAUCUCUAUCUCUCAGCCUUCACUCGGGGUAUUCAAAGGCUCGCAUCACCACCGGCAUCGGCGACUGGCAACUGAGGGGAGCAACGGCCGCCGGUAAAUCCGUCGACGAGAUUUACGAGAAAAAAGCGUCCAUUUAUUACUUCGAUCGCAUGAAAGGAAGAAAGAUAGCGAAUUGAAAAAUUUCUUGAUUUGUGUGCGAAACUUUGCGAUCCAUAUCCUUUCGCGUGUAUUCGUUCGAGCAUUCGUUCUUUCAAAAAGUUUGACAUCGAGAAACUGUCGCAUUGCUCCUUUAAUGCAUCCACGGAAUCCAACGCGCAAUGUAACACAUUGUACAACGGGCUUAAAGUUCUGAUCUCCAAAGACCAAUCGGUUCUGUCAGAGACAUCUCAAGAGCUUUCUCGAUUCCACCGGGAAAAGGACCCCUCUCAAGAAGACUAUCACAAUUCAACGAGACGAUUACGUGAACGUUCACUGUGUCCAGAAUCCCGCAAUCCAUGCUCCUCGAUCAAACUCAGUCAUCGCGUUUAGAUCGAUUGAGUGCUGGAAGAAACAUCACGAGGAAUUGCACACCCCAUAGCCCUUGUAGACGUUAAGAUCGAGCUGCGAUAACCAGCACAAUCAAGAUUCGAUCACGACCGCUGAAUCAUCCACCUUCAGAGUCUGGAUUCCGUUCGAUAUCUGCGAUUCUUUCCCGACAAGAGAGACUUCGCGAUCGCUCGUUCACGUUCGUGUGAGACCAAUCGUUAUCGGCACGAGUUUCGGUAAAUCGCUCUAUUAUUAUUAUAUACGCGAUAUACUGUCGAGUGCGCGUUCGUGGCGAGUAACAGGCUCGUUUUGAUCGUCGAUGAACGUGAUUCGGUGCCGAGAAAGUGAAGCUUUAAUUAACUCGUGUGUGGCGACCACGUUGUCUACGUGCCACAUUGUCUAGGAGGCGGAUCGCCCAUUUAAGAGACCGAACCGAAGAGGCGGCCAGCUGUUAAUCGGCAGCCACCGCGGUGGACAUGAUUAUUUCAAAGGAUCUCUUCCUCCUUGGCGACCAGGAUUAUCUGCGCCUUCCCGUUAACGAGAAGCGCCAGCAACGGGCAAUGGGCCGGCCGAUCAUCAAUGCUCCCAGAGUGGAAAGCUCAGCGUUGCAGUUGGUGUGCCCGCUGGAUUCUCGUCCGGUGCAGCUAAUCUUCCGAGGAUUGCAGGUGGUCAAGGAGAAGCGAGUGCUCCUUCGAGAUGUUUCGGGAGUCGUCAAGCCAGGCGAAUUAUUGGCCGUUAUGGGCCCUUCAGGCUGUGGUAAAACAACAUUGCUGAACUGUUUGUCCGGCCGUGUUGGCUUGGACGGCGGUGAGAUUUGGCUGAAUCGCGAGAGGCUCACCAAACGAUGGCGCAGAAGAAUCUGUUACGUACAACAGCAGGACGUUUUUUUUCCCGAUCUCACCUUACGACAGACACUCGAGUACCAGGCGAGGCUGAGGCUUCCGGACACGCUCUCAUACUCGCAGAAGAUGCAGUGCGUGGACCAUAUCAUCGAGGUCCUCGACCUCGCGGCCUGCCAAGACACCAUUAUUGGAGAUUAUACGAAGCGGGGACUUUCUGGUGGUGAAAAGAAGAGGACGAGUAUAGCCUGCGAAUUACUCACAAAUCCAUCAUUAAUGCUACUCGAUGAACCCACGAGCGGACUUGACUCGCACUCGGCCCAGGCAUUGAUCUCGCGGUUAAAGAAGUAUGCCGAGCAGGAGGGUAAGAGCAUCGUGGUGACGGUACACCAACCUAGUUCCAGGAUGUUCCACAGUUUCAGUAAGCUUCUUUUACUGAGUCGCGGUCAGGUAGCAUACUAUGGUUCGACGGCGAAUAUCGGCAGAUUCUUCUCUACGAUAGGGCUUACGUUGCUGCCGCAUUACAACCCCGCAGACUUUAUUCUGGAACAAAUAAAGGGGCCGGAGGAAGUUCGAGAGCGCAUCGUUGCCGCGGCGAGAGCUGCAAGACAGGGACCUGACUGCCCACCGGAACUUCGUCCGGAGUAUAAUCCCAGCCAACAUCCGCUCUGCGACCAUCUCAUCCAUUAUCACGAGCACCACAUCAGCCACAACGUGAAGGAAGACGAAGGCCGUACGCUAUGGCUGGAUACACAAAGCCACGCCAGUAGCAGCGCGAGUUCUGCUGAUGACGACUAUUCCUGGCAAUGGCCCACCAGCUUCUGGUCGCAGUUCAAAGUAUUAUCGGAAAGAAAUUUUCAAGAGGCACGACCGCGGAUGUUGUCGCGUUUGAACUGGUUGCAGACGGUAGCCCUAGGAUUAUUAGCCGGGCUUUUGUGGCUGGGGCUCCCCAGAACUGAAGCAGCCCUUCACGAUAUUCAAGGGUGGAUGUUCUUCAGCACCACGUACUGGAUGCUUUUUGCACAUUUUGGAGCACUCUCUAGCUUUCCCCCGGAGCGCGAGGUGAUCAACAAGGAGCGCCUGUCAGGAUCCUAUCGGCUCUCGGCCUAUUACCUAGCGAAGAUGGUCGGCGAGCUGCCGUUGACGGUAACGCUGCCCGCAGUCUACCAUAUAAUUAGUUACCCGAUGUUGGGCUUCCACAAUCUGGCGGUCUUCGUCGCGUUGCUCGGGUACUUGCUGCUCAACACCAUAGUCGCGCAGAGCGUUGGAUUUUUCGUGGGCGCUUGCUGCCUGGAUCUGCAGGUGAGCAUCACCGCGUCCGCGCUUUACACGCUGGCGACGCAACUCCUGGGCGGUUAUUUGGCGACGUCGGUCCCACCGUGGUUAGCAUGGGCCAGAUACGUCAGCAUGGUGCACUACGCCUAUCAGAAUAUGCAAAUUCUGGAGUUCGACUACGGCGCACCGAUCACAUGCUCGCAGCCGAGUAAAUUCGCUGAGUGCAGAAACGGCACGACGAUACCCGUUGACGCGAUUCUGGAGAGUCAAGGCGGGGUCAGGGGCUCCAGUCUACCACUUUGGGCGAACACGGCGGUACUCCUGGCGUUCCUGAUCGUUUUCCGUACCCUGGGCUAUCUCGUCCUGCGUUAUUACCGUGUACCAAAAUGAGCGUGUCGGGAAUAGCACGCAAGUAGCACGAAAAUUCUCCACGCGACUUUCGCGAAUCUUCAGUUUUAUGACUAUAGAAGUAUAUAUAUAGUUAUGUGCCACGUGUCUCGCUUUUAUCGGGAAAAUAAGGGCCGUGCGUCUCCCUACCCUCUUCCUCCUCCUCCCCC
Formica exsecta is the source of this 5284-nucleotide messenger RNA. RefSeq names its product ABC transporter G family member 22 (gene E23). Gene Ontology annotation, molecular function: ABC-type transporter activity; ATP binding; ATP hydrolysis activity. The coding region runs from base 3090 to 5117 and encodes 675 amino acids. Gene Ontology annotation, cellular component: plasma membrane. Lineage: Eukaryota; Metazoa; Arthropoda; Insecta; Hymenoptera; Formicidae. The record is from RefSeq and is a predicted model, not a curated record. The transcript has 13 exons.